This is a messenger RNA of Maniola jurtina (meadow brown), 2595 nucleotides long. RefSeq names its product protein phosphatase 1 regulatory subunit 7 (gene sds22). Gene Ontology annotation, molecular function: protein binding. Lineage: Eukaryota; Metazoa; Arthropoda; Insecta; Lepidoptera; Nymphalidae. The record is from RefSeq and is a predicted model, not a curated record. The transcript has 6 exons. The coding region runs from base 184 to 1209 and encodes 341 amino acids.
CUAUGGUGUUGGUCUGUGUCUGUCAAAAUAGUGAAUCAUUGAUUGAUUGCACCGAUUGAUUUUGAUUAAUUUUAAUUACUUAGUUGUUUCACGUUUGUAAUUUGGUUAGUUUAGCCGAUUCCGCAUAUUUUUAGGAAGUACAAAAAAAUACAGUCGUGAGAAACAAUCUGUUACAGUAUAAUCAUGUCUGAGAACCAAGACUCACCAAUGGCUAAUAAUGAAGCCGAUGAUAUACCGAAAGAGGCGGUAACGUCGACAAAUGGAGAAGAUCGGAAAGAUGGUGGUAAGUCGCCGACACCACCUGUUACGCCGCCGCCUGGCGAGGAAGAGACGCAGGAGAUCAUCGUAGUCAAUGAGAACACUGACAUACUUGAUCUAAAUCACGGUAGAAUUGGAAAGAUCGAGAAUCUUGAGCCGCUACAGAACUUGGAGAGGUUAUAUUUGAGAUGGAACUUGAUCAAGAAGAUAGAAGGCCUGGAUACACUGUCCAAAUUAGUGGAGCUUGAGCUUUAUGAUAACCAGAUAGUUGUCAUAGAGAAUUUGGAUAACCUGGUGAAUUUAGAAAUACUGGAUCUUUCAUUCAAUAGAAUCAAGGAAAUCACAGGUCUCAAUAAGCUGUUGAACCUUCGGAAGCUCUUCCUCAGCUCCAAUAAGAUCACAGAAAUCAAAAAUGUUAACCAUUUCCCUAAACUUGAGAUGUUGGAACUGGGAGAUAAUCGUAUAAGGGAAAUCAAAAACCUGGAAGGGUUGAAGACUUUAAAAGAACUGUACCUCGGAAAGAACAAAAUAACAAAAAUACAAAAUCUUGAUGACCUCACUAAUUUAGAAAUACUCAUUCUACAGAGUAACCGUAUUACCAAAAUCGAAAAUCUAGAACAAUUGUGUAAUCUAGAACAGCUGUAUAUAUCUGAAAAUGGUAUAUCGGUGAUGGAGAAUAUGGAUAGUCAAGUCAAACUACAGACUUUGGACUUGGCUAUGAAUAGGAUCACGGUUAUAGAGAAUGUGAGGCAUAUGAGCAAUUUGGAGGAGCUGUGGCUAAACGACAACCAAAUAGCAGACUGGUCAUCAGUGGACUACCUUCAACAGAACAAAAAGCUUGCUACCAUAUACCUAGAGCGAAACCCGAUAGCUUCAGACCCCGCGUACAGAAGGAAACUCAAGCUCACCCUGCCCUCGCUGACACAGAUCGACGCAACCUUGUGUAGAUAAGAAUUCACUAUUAUUAUAAUAAAAUAUGCGUUACGAAAGUUGAAAAAAAUUCAAGCGUCGGGUCACGCCCAACUGAAGCGAAUGCACAUAUUUUCAUUAUUUAUUAUUUUUCGGUGAUCUUAUUGGAACAGACCAUUACAGUCUGGUCCAGACCAUUACGGUCUGGUCCCGACUGGCAGGAACCAGUGCAACCCUAUCUGGUAAAGCCCUGUUUGGUCCAAUCCAGUCCAGCCCAGUGAUUCGGUCCAUACCGAUAAUUUAAGUGAAUUGAGAAGUUUCACACUGGCGCGCGACGAUGGGUUUACAGACAAUUUGACAGAUUACUUUAACAUGUCACAUUCUUUAACUUGAAAUAGUUUACUGGGUUAAACUUAAAAUGAAUAAAUACUACGCAUUUUCAACUUUCGUUAUGCGAACUGUAAGUAGUUCAAAUUUAUUUAUAUCAUCACUAUUUGAAAUCGUAGAGUAUUUUAUACUCAUAGAUUCGAUAUUUUUAAAAUAAAUAGUAUUAUAAAGGAAUAUGCGAUGUGGUCCAUUUGUGCCCCUUCUCCCCUUUAUGUGGGUUGAAUGAGUACUUGUAUAUUUAGGGGUUUUACCCUAAGGUGCAACACACACCUACAGAGUAGCGUGGAGUCUUCUCUGUGUUUUGAUUCAUUAUAUCAAUUGCAACUAUAGGUCAAAGUAAACAAAGCUAAGUUUAAGUUGUUACCAAAAAAAUAUGCUGCAUCUCGGUAGGUGUGUGUUGUGCCUAAUUAUGUAGCUUUGUUAAUGUUGUUUAAUGAACAAGUAGUUUCUGGUAUUUAAUUAAGGUCCUGUUAAAAGGUACAUUAAUUUAAAGUAACAACAUUAAAGAGAGAGAGAAUGUCCAAAAAUAUCCAGACUCGAAUGAAAUAAUUUAUACAUUAUUAUACUUACUACAUAAAUUGUUAGCAUUAUUUAAAUUCUUUUAACUCAAGUCAUAACUCGGUUUAAAUAGUCACAAAUAUUAACUUACAGAAGUAAGUAUUAACUAUACUGUAUUUGGAGAGUAAGAAUACCACUACAACUAAAAUUAAAUGAAAAUCAAUGUAUUUAGACUAUUGAAUAUUUUUUUCAUGAUUUCCAUGAAAAAAGCUCGACGCGAAACAGAUAAAUAGACAAACAGACAACAAAGUGAUCUUUUAAGGGUUCUAUUUUUCACAUAGUGAGGUAUGGAACCCAAAAUAAAGGAUAAAGAAUUUUUGUAAAGAUGCAUUUACUAAUAAAUAUUCUAUAUUCUAAAAGGGUUUGACAGACUGAUUAGAAUUUUGACAGCUUUAAAUAUUUACUCCAAAAACGUCCAUAUGAAUUGUCAUUAACUUAUCUUCAAAAUGUAUGUAACUUAGAAAUAAAAAAUAAUGUAAAAUA